AUGCCUCCAUAUCAUAUCUCGCCCCCCGUAAACUGCAAUAUCGACUUCGGCAAAGGUCAAAUUGCUGGAAAAGUUGCCAUAGUCACCGGAGGCGCAAAUGGCAUUGGGGAGGCUUAUGUACGGGCCCUACACAGCUCAGGAGCCAAAGUUGUAAUCGGCGAUAAGAAUGCCGAAUCUGGCGAGAGAUUGGCUUCCGAGUUGACUGGCGUGAAAUUCAUCACGUGCGAUGCAACUGUCUGGGAAGAUCAAGUUCGAUUGUUCAAGGAGGCCGUCCAGCUAUCUUCUUCUGGCAAGAUUCACUACGUGAUAGCAAACGCAGGGAUGACGAAAGAAGACCAGACUUUCACUUUUGAUGGAAAAGACCAGGAACCUCAGAAGCCAGACUUGCAGACCGUCGAUGUGAACCUGAAGGGAGCGCUUUAUACAUCAAAGCUAGCCAUGCACUAUUUUAUUUCCCAAAACGGCAUAGAAGUUAACAAAGACCAAGAAGAUACCUGCUUGAUCCUAAUCAGUUCGGGAGCCGGUUUCCUCGACGUUCCUAGAUCUCCAGAGUACAGCAGUACAAAGUGGGCGGUCCGCGGAAUAAUGCAUGCUUUGCGAAGGACGGCAUUUUACUAUGGGAGCCGAGUGAAUGUUAUCGCGCCAUGGUACAUACGCACUAGUAUUCUCUCCAAAGAUCAAUUCGACCAAGUUGAGAAAUCAGGAGUUGAGUUCGCAACGGCGGAAGAUGCUGGUGAGUGCGCGCUGAGGAUCCUGUCUGAUACCAGUAUCAACGGAAGGACGCUAUUUGUGUGCGCGCGGAAAUGGGCUCCUCGUGGAUACAUGGAUCUUAAUAUCGAGGACUAUCCUGAAAGCUUGAUCCAGGAGAUACAGGAGGAUCAAAUGAGAAAUGCCCCGGUUGACCUUGGGCUGUUCCCGUGA
Molecule: messenger RNA, 921 nt
Organism: Fusarium proliferatum ET1
Lineage: Eukaryota; Fungi; Ascomycota; Sordariomycetes; Hypocreales; Nectriaceae
Exons: 5
Coding region: 1-921 (306 amino acids)
Molecular function (GO): oxidoreductase activity
Source: RefSeq, a predicted model, not a curated record